Molecule: messenger RNA, 1811 nt
Organism: Thunnus maccoyii (southern bluefin tuna)
Lineage: Eukaryota; Metazoa; Chordata; Actinopteri; Scombriformes; Scombridae
Gene: elovl5
Product: ELOVL fatty acid elongase 5
Exons: 8
Coding region: 117-1001 (294 amino acids)
Biological process (GO): sphingolipid biosynthetic process; very long-chain fatty acid biosynthetic process; fatty acid elongation, saturated fatty acid
Cellular component (GO): endoplasmic reticulum membrane; endoplasmic reticulum
Molecular function (GO): fatty acid elongase activity
Source: RefSeq, a predicted model, not a curated record
UGUGCGUGUUCCUCCCACUAUUUUCCACUGAGCGACAAGGCUGCACAUUGUGCUCAGACCGGCCAGCCAGCCAAGGUUACACAGCCGCGUUCUCCGCCCGUCUCAAAAGGUGACAAAUGGAGACUUUCAAUUAUAAACUGAACACUUACUUAGAAACAUGGAUGGGUCCCAGAGAUCAGCGGGUGCGGGGAUGGCUGCUGCUGGACAACUACCCACCAACAUUUGCACUCACAGUCAUGUACCUUCUGAUCGUGUGGAUGGGGCCCAAGUACAUGAAACACAGGCAGCCGUACUCCUGCAGAGGCCUCCUGGUGCUCUACAAUCUGGGCCUCACACUCUUGUCCUUCUACAUGUUCUAUGAGCUUGUUACGGCUGUGUUGCAUGGUGGUUACAACUUCUACUGCCAGGACACUCACAGUGCACAGGAAGUGGAUAAUAAGAUCAUAAAUGUCCUGUGGUGGUACUAUUUCUCCAAGCUCAUCGAGUUCAUGGACACCUUUUUCUUCAUUCUCCGAAAGAAUAACCACCAGAUCACAUUUCUUCACAUCUACCACCACGCUAGCAUGCUGAAUAUCUGGUGGUUCGUUAUGAACUGGGUACCCUGCGGCCAUUCGUACUUCGGUGCCUCCCUUAACAGCUUCGUCCAUGUCGUGAUGUAUUCUUACUAUGGCCUCUCAGCCGUCCCAGCCAUGCGGCCGUAUCUUUGGUGGAAGAAGUACAUCACACAGUUACAGCUGAUCCAGUUCUUUUUAACAAUGUGGCAGACAAUGUGUGCAGUCAUAUGGCCAUGUAGCUUCCCCAUGGGAUGGCUGUACUUCCAAAUAGGUUACAUGGUCACACUCAUUAUCCUUUUCUCAAACUUCUACAUUCAGACUUACAACAAGCACAGUGUUUCUCUAAAGAAGGAGCAUCAGAAUGGCUCUCCUGUAUCAACAAAUGGACAUGCAAAUGGGACACCAUCUCUGGAACGCACCGCACAUAAGAAACUGCGGGUGGAUUGACAUUUGAGAAACCGGCGUCACCCAAUUCUCACUGUAGCGUGUUAGCUAAUGCUGCUAGGAGGUAUAUCUUCUUAUCUAGAAUAGUCUAGCGUUCACUUGAGAUGAAAUAAGCCAUAGCCACAUAUAUCCAGGCUUUCCAGUGUUUUUGCACACAAUGCUACACAAUGCAUUGAAUUAAAUUAAAAUAGUUAAAAGGAGAAGAGUAUUGUAGUAUGGUUAAUAUUGCACAAUAUUGCCUCCCCAAACCCCAACAGGAAAUUUACUCCAAAGCAAAAAUCUAUUACUGGGUUCAGUCAGCUGCUGAAUUUUGCUAGCAGCAAACAAAAACACAUUUUGACUCAUUCAAAGAUGCUUUACACGCAGAAGAUCCAAAGAUGAAAGCUCCAGUGAGUGUGUUGGCAGCCGAAGGUUUCAUCACACUCGAUAAAGUCUCUCUUUAAACAACCAUGGGGACAAUUAAAAUAACACAGUGCUUAUAAUGAGUAACUUGAGCAUGCAUCUUGUAUCUUGCUUUAUCCUACUCCUGCCUAUGCUGUUGCAUAAUCUUUAAAGGACAUGGCUGGCUUAUUGUCAACAAAUCUCAUGUCCAACAAACCAAUUAACUGAUCUACUUACAAGUAUUGUGGGUGCGUCCAGAGCCUGAUAUAUAUUAUUCCUCUGUGCCGUGGACCUCCAUUGUCGUCCAGAAGCUAUUAAAACCACAUUAGUGCCACACUCUUGCACUGGGUGACGUGUUCCUUGACCCUGAAGAGUAUCUGCAUGUUCAUUUGUUUAAAAAUGGCUUCAAAGAGUAAUAACAGCAAUCAUGUU